AUGCUGAAAGCCAGCAAAGUUCUACGAGCUGUUAGGGCUGCAAGCACCGUGGCAACGGUUGAUAAAAUUCCUAACUUCGAAAGUGGAGCAAGAAUUUUUUCUUUAAUUCAACCAACGGGUAGAAUCCACCUCGGUAACUACUUGGGUGCGGUUCGAAACUGGAAAACGAUCACCGAAAAAGCGCCUGAGGACGUCCAAUGUAUUUUUGGAACAGCAGAUUUGCACUCACUUACACAAUUACUUGGGGCCAAAGAGCUAUCGGAAAACAGACUCAAUACCAUUGCCAGUCUUAUAAGUGCUGGGGUUGACCCGGAGAGAUGUAUUCUUUUCCAUCAAUCCAGCGUGAGUGGACACUCAGAGUUGUACUGGAUCCUUACGUGUUUGACAAGUAUGGGUAGCUUAAACCGAAUGACCCAAUGGAAACUGAAGGCGCAUGUAGAGGAUAAGCUGGACAUUUACAGUGAGCAAAUUAUGGGAAAGACCAAAGCGGGAGUUUUGUUGUACCCUGUUCUACAAGCAGCGGAUGUGUUGCUCUAUAAUUCUACACAUGUUCCUGUUGGUGAUGACCAGAGCCAGCAUUUGGAGUUGUGCAGAGGCAUAGCAUCGACGUUCAAUCACACAUAUGGAAAUUUCUUCACGUUACCCAAGACGAUUUUGACACCCACAAAGAAAAUUCUUUCUUUGAGAAAUCCCGAGAAAAAAAUGUCGAAGUCAGACAAGGACCAGAAUUCAGCCAUCUAUAUGGUAGAUGACGCAGAUACCAUCACCCGUAAGAUGCGCAAAGCGGUCACUGAUUCGGUACAAGGCCCAAUCACUUACGAUCCAGUAAAUAGGCCCGGAGUUUCAAACCUUAUAAACAUUGUUGCCGGGAUCUUCAACCAGUCUGCUGAGCAGACUGUGAAAGACAUGGCAUGGAUAUCAAACCACAAACAAUUGAAGGACUACGUUACUGAGGUCAUUGUGGAAGAGUUCAAGGACAAGAGAACCACAUACGAACAGUUAACCAACGAUAAAGCGUUCUUGAGCGAAAUUUGUGACAAAGGUACCCAAGCGGCGAGUGAGCUUGCGCACAAGAAUCUCACCGAAAUUAAAAGACUUGUUGGGUUGUUGUGA
Clavispora lusitaniae ATCC 42720 is the source of this 1113-nucleotide messenger RNA. RefSeq names its product tryptophan--tRNA ligase (gene MSW1). The record is from RefSeq and is a predicted model, not a curated record. Gene Ontology annotation, molecular function: tryptophan-tRNA ligase activity; ATP binding. Gene Ontology annotation, biological process: mitochondrial tryptophanyl-tRNA aminoacylation. NCBI's taxonomy places the organism in Eukaryota, Fungi, Ascomycota, Pichiomycetes, Serinales, Metschnikowiaceae. Gene Ontology annotation, cellular component: mitochondrial matrix; mitochondrion.